CCCCCCCCCAUCCGAGAUGCGCAGCCUCAGUCGCUUCCGUCUAAUCACCUUUGAUGUGACCAACACCCUCCUCCAGUUCCGGACGACACCCGGCAAGCAGUAUGGCGAGAUUGGUGCCCUCUUUGGCGCUCGGUGUGACAACAAUGAGCUGGCGAAGAACUACAAGGCCAACUGGUACAAGAUGAACCGGGAUUAUCCCAAUUUUGGAAGCGACACAAAGCCACAAAUCGAGUGGCAGCAGUGGUGGCGUAAGCUGAUAGCAGGUACAUUUGCGGACAGCGGAGCCGCCAUACCCGAUGACAAGCUGCAGAACUUCUCCAAUCAUCUGAUUGAGCUCUACAAGACCUCUAUUUGCUGGCAGCCCUGCAAUGGCAGCGUGGAGCUGUUGCAGCAACUGCGAAAGGACCUGAAGCCGGACAAGUGCAAGCUGGGCGUGAUAGCCAACUUUGAUCCGCGUCUGCCGGCGCUUCUGCAGAACACCAAACUGGAUCAGUAUCUGGACUUUGCCCUGACCUCGUACGAGGUCAAAGCAGAGAAGCCAUCAGCGGAGAUCUUCCGCCAGGCCAUGGAGAAGGCGGGCCUGGAGAAUCUCCAGCCGGAGGAGUGCCUGCAUAUUGGCGAUGGACCCACUACAGAUUAUCUGGCCGCCAAGGAGCAUGGCUGGCACUCGGCCCUGGUGCACGAGAAGAGCUACGCGUAUUUGGUGAAAAAGUACGGUGAGGAUAUCGAUCGUGAUCAUGUCUUUCCCAGUCUCUACGAUUUCCACAAAAAGAUCACGGACGGCGCGGUGGUCUGGUGAAGCAAUGUAUAUAUAUUAAACUAGUAAAGCCAAAGAAAUUUA
This is a messenger RNA of Drosophila serrata, 841 nucleotides long. RefSeq names its product Rhythmically expressed gene 2 (gene Reg-2). The record is from RefSeq and is a predicted model, not a curated record. Gene Ontology annotation, cellular component: nucleus. Lineage: Eukaryota; Metazoa; Arthropoda; Insecta; Diptera; Drosophilidae.